AUGGCCAAGUUAUCCGACCUUCCAGUCGAACUGGUUCAAAGGAUAAUCAAUUGCACCAUCCAUCCUCAAGUCAAUCCGAGUUUGACGAAGGACAGUGACACGCAUCAUCACCUUGCAGACCACAACGGAAUUGGAGGCACUCAACAGCCACCAAGACCACAUGCUCUAGUUGGAUCUGAUGCAAGCGAUCUUACCGGCCGAAAGUUGGCUCGAGCCGAUUCCGAUGCCCAAAUCGACCAUAACGCGCCAACUGAGCCCGAAGUCUCGUGGCCGGAGGCUCUCCCGUCCAAUCCACUAUUGCCACUAGCCUUAGUUAACCACCCCUUUCGAGAAUGUGCUCAAGAGACGCUCUUCAAAAACGUGACUCUAGUGAACCAAUGCCAGGCUCACGUAUUCCAUCGAGCGCUUACUUGCCCCUACAAAGAAGAUACAUCAGGACACACUGAAAUCAAUUCGCCUCGAAUGAGCCAACUAGCCAGUCAGGUUCGCUCCUUAAACGUCAAGUGGAGCGGCUACUGUUCAAUGGGAAUAGGUGGAGGCUCUGUAUUUUGUGAUAUCAUCCGCAGCUGCCCGUUGCUCGAAAACAUCGCCAUAAGUUCUACAUUUUUGACGCGCUGCAAAGACCCAAUCCUGGAUGCCUUGGCGAGUCGGCGACAUAUCAAAGAUUUCGUUGUUCUCCAAGACCACAAGUCAAGCAGUACAACUUUUCAAUGGCCGCCCAACGAACUAGUCGAUCGACUCUUCUCCAGAUGGAAAUUUCUCGAGACAGUCGAGCUCAUCAAGCUCCCUGGUCAGAGAGUCAGGGAGAUAGCUGAAUCAAUUCACAGACCUAUAACUCUGCCGGUUUCCACACUUCGAACGCUCAUCCUGAAACAUUUGGAUUUGGACGAGAUGGAGCUCGCAAUGAUUAUUAGAAGCUGCAAAGAGAGUAUGCGGACGCUCCACCUCAUAAGGCCCAGCGGGAAACUCGACCGAGCGGGCUUAUGCCGAAUCCUAAAGGAAUGCACUAGUCCGUAUUUGGAAACUUUGACGAUUGAUGUGGACGUCAUGUGGCACAUGCCUUCGCUAACUUCGACGAACGCAGCUGGCAUAAUUGACAUUGUAUUGAGCUCUCUCGCCUUGAGUCAACUCAAGUCCUUGUCGAUCACCGGCUCAUUGACCGGCUCCCAGUUCUUCAGCCUCUUACCUCAAUCUAUCAUCAAGCUUGCAUGGGAAAGUAGUGGCAUCCCACCCGCCCCGUUUAUCAAAGCCCUCUCAAGCUGGAGAGACAGCGAGACUCAUACGCGCCCCCUGGCGCAGCCUCGCCCUCAAUCUGAUUCCGCUGCAGGUGGUAAUGGUCGUGUACAAUGGUUACCCAACCUGAAGUGCUGCUCCGUCCGCGUUGGUAGAAAUUGGCGAAAGGAUGUUCGAGAAGUGGUUCGGAACGCGUUGGAAGCCCGGUCCGCUUGUUUUCACUGUGCCUGCCGACAACACUUUCAAUCAUGGGACGAGCAGUGGGACAUAAUGGCGUUAGAACAGGACACAGGGCAAUCAUUGCGCGAUAUGGAGAACGAACAUGAUUAUGAUACACCAGGAUCAAGUGAUUAUGACCCGAACGACGUAGAUGAUAAUUUAGAAGAAGAUACGCCUACGGACGAUGAAGACGAUGAGUUCGAUGAUGACUGGGUUCGAUUCGAAUUUCACUUUACCAUCCGCGUUCAAAACCCUUUGGCUCUACUUCUAUGGGACUGGUAA
Puccinia triticina is the source of this 1734-nucleotide messenger RNA. RefSeq lists its product as uncharacterized. Gene Ontology annotation, molecular function: DNA-binding transcription factor activity, RNA polymerase II-specific; RNA polymerase II cis-regulatory region sequence-specific DNA binding. NCBI's taxonomy places the organism in Eukaryota, Fungi, Basidiomycota, Pucciniomycetes, Pucciniales, Pucciniaceae. The record is from RefSeq and is a predicted model, not a curated record. Gene Ontology annotation, biological process: regulation of transcription by RNA polymerase II. The coding region runs from base 1 to 1734 and encodes 577 amino acids. The transcript has 5 exons.